Molecule: messenger RNA, 411 nt
Organism: Fulvia fulva
Lineage: Eukaryota; Fungi; Ascomycota; Dothideomycetes; Mycosphaerellales; Mycosphaerellaceae
Exons: 1
Coding region: 1-411 (136 amino acids)
Source: RefSeq, a predicted model, not a curated record
AUGGCCCGCACAACCAAACCCACCACAACAACCCACCACGCAAAGAAACCCUCCCUCCUCUCCCGCCUCCGCAACAAAAACCAAGCCAAAGUCUCAACAACCCAAUCCACAAACCCCAUAACCGGUACAACAACUACAACUCAAACGACAAAGACUCACCCCAACGGCUACGGCUCCCGCGGUCACGGUGGUAAAGGACCGCUAGGCUCGAACACGAACCAUCAUUAUACCAAUUCCACGAGCACGACGGGCGUGCAUCAUCAGAAGAGGAAGGUUACCAUGGGAGAUCGCGUUAGUGGUGCGAUGAUGAAGUUGAGGGGCAGUGCGACGGGCAAAUCUGGAGUGAAGGGGGCGGGGACUAAGAGGAUGAAGGGGGCGGAUGGGAGGGGGAGUAGGCGGGUUGUUGUGUAA